AUGACACAUCUACUUCCCGCAGACGGUCGUGCAUCUUUGAACGAGGAUGAUAGGAUCUGCAAAGCUUCACAAUCGAUUGGAAAUGUGACAUUCCCAAGAUUGAGAGCUGAUGCGGGCAGUACCUUGGUCCUGCGAUAUCGUGAGGGCGGCCACAUUAGUCUGUCCUCUCGUCGACCGGAGAAGUUAUCGGCAGGGACUGUGUCCGUGUAUGGUACUUCUGAACCAGUGGCUGACGAGAGGAUCAUCAACGUCCACCUUGUGUGGAAUGCUAACGGAACAGGUGGAAAUAGCCAAGGUAGGCUCCUUGCGAGAGCUAGCUUCGAUGACGGGAUAUGCUUUGAGAAUAACGGCUCGCCGCUAUCAAUGCUAAGACAACACAAGUUGCCCCCUGAGAGCACACCAGAUACAGGUGGACAUGUGAUCUGCACCUUAAUGGCGCCGAUCCCCACUGGGCUGCGCAAUGGCAGUCUCUUUACAUUGUACUGGGUAUGGGACUGGCCAUCGAUCCAGCCAUCGACAGAUGAAUUGGGAAAAGCUGAACUGUACACAACAUGUAUCGAUAUCGAGAUUGGCUAA
This is a messenger RNA of Pseudocercospora fijiensis CIRAD86, 576 nucleotides long. RefSeq lists its product as uncharacterized. Bases 1 to 576 code for a protein of 191 amino acids. Lineage: Eukaryota; Fungi; Ascomycota; Dothideomycetes; Mycosphaerellales; Mycosphaerellaceae. The transcript has a single exon. The record is from RefSeq and is a predicted model, not a curated record.